Cydia pomonella (codling moth) is the source of this 2388-nucleotide messenger RNA. Its product is annotated as UNC93-like protein. Gene Ontology annotation, cellular component: plasma membrane; striated muscle dense body. Gene Ontology annotation, biological process: regulation of muscle contraction; regulation of potassium ion transport. Lineage: Eukaryota; Metazoa; Arthropoda; Insecta; Lepidoptera; Tortricidae. Gene Ontology annotation, molecular function: potassium channel regulator activity. The record is from RefSeq and is a predicted model, not a curated record. The coding region runs from base 293 to 1747 and encodes 484 amino acids. The transcript is spliced from 11 exons.
AACGUAGCGUACGCACAAUCCUACAUCGGCAGCCUGCGCGAACGCAGGGCUAGACCAAUCUCAUAGAUCGGUCAUACUGAUCGGUCAACAAAGCGUGCCAUUUUAACAAUAAUCUUGUACUCGCCAAUUUUAUAAUAUUUAAAAAUUAAAUCGUGAAUACGUGCAUUAACUCUGAAAAAAAUUAAAUCAGUUUUCAGUAUUGGAAAAUUUUAGUGAACGUGAAAAGGGGUGUGAGAACUGUGAGAUUGCAAAUUCAGCGAAAAAACGUCUUCGUUUUAUUGGUUUGGCCAAAAUGCCGACAGAGGUGGUGUUCGGCGUGAACGAGAAAUGGCGUAUCAACCGCAACAUCUUUGUGCUGGGGUUCGCGUUCAUGGUGCAGUUCACCGCCUUCCAUGGCGCGGCGAAUUUGCAGAGCUCCGUCAAUAGUGAUGCCGGCGCUGGAGCGUUUACCCUGGCUGCGAUAUAUUUCUCUCUGAUAUUGUCGAAUAUACUACUACCAGCUGUAGUUAUCAGAUGGCUGGGCUGCAAAUGGACAGUGACCCUAUCCUUUCUAGCGUAUAUGCCGUUCAUAGCGGCGCAGUUCUACCCACGGCUCUACACUCUGGUACCAGCUGGCAUGAUGGUCGGCUUCGGCGGCGGGCCGCUAUGGUGUGCCAAGUGCACCUACCUGUCCGUGGUAGCGGAGCCGUAUGCACGGCUGUCGGGGGUCCCAGCAGACGUGCUUGUGGUGCGGUUCUUCGGGCUCUUCUUCAUGUUCUACCAGAUGGCGCAAAUCUGGGGCAACCUCAUCUCUUCAGCCGUUUUGUCCUCAUCGCUGGGUGACGUAGUUUCAUAUGCCAACGAGACCUUAGCGCCGACCUCAGCAGCGUUGGUCAGCAACAUCACUUCAACCAAAGUGGACUUCGGGUCCACCUGUGGAGUCAACUUCUGUAGUGGGAGUGAGGCUCAUGGGAACGCGAACCUUCAACCACCAUCGCCUCUAAAGAUCCAAGUGAUAUCCGGUGCGUACCUGGCGUGUAUGGCGUUCGCCGUCAUCUUGGUUGCUUUUGGCGUAGACUCCCUCAAAAGGUAUAGCACCAAAAGAUCGUGUGAAGGCAAGUCUGGACUGAAGCUUCUGGCGGUGACGCUCAAGCAACUCCGACACCGCUACCAGCUUCUUUUACUGCCCGUCAUCGGAUACAUCGGUGCCGAGCAGGCGUUCAUGGCUGCAGACUUUACACAGGCGUUCGUUGGCUGCGCAUACGGCAUCAGCAACAUCGGCUACGUGAUCAUCUGCUUCGGCGUGUUCAACGCGCUCGCGGCGCCCAUCGCCGGUGCCGUCGUUAAGCUGACGGGACGGUACCCCGUCAUGGUCACUGCUUUGUUGCUAAACAUCGUUCUGCUGACUGCGUUGAUUCUCUGGCGGCCGGACCCUGAGAACUGGCUGGUGUUCUACCUCCUGGCUGCUAUAUGGGGCACUGCGGAUGCUGUGUGGCUUGUGCAGGUCAAUGCUCUGUCUGGAAUAUUGUUCCCUGGCAAUGAAGAAGCCGCGUAUUCCAACUUCAGGCUUUGGGAGGCCACCGGCAGUGUUCUAUCCUAUGCCACGGCGCCAUAUCUUUGCGUAAGGACGAGGUUAUACGUCCUGGUAGGCUUCCUACUCCUGGGUUUCGCCGGCUACACCACCAUCGAGCUGAUGGAGUACCGCGUCAAGCGCGCGCACCAGCUCGAGAGGAACUUCCAACUUGUUGAUAAGAAGGAGGACGAUUGAGGCUGCAAUCAUAACUAAUGUCGGCCACACACACUCGUCAAGAGACGCCGAGAAUGCCGAGAACGAGUGUGUACAGUCAACUAUACCUACCCCUGCAUACAUAUUUGCAUGCAGGGAUGCUAAGCUAAUAGUGUUACUGAAUGAAUAUACAAAAUAAUAAUAAUAAUAAUGCUCCCUUCUCGGUUAGUCGGUUUUUGGUCGAGAGUCGAGACUUUCUUACACACUCGGGGCAUAAAGGGUAUUCGGGUCACAUUGAACCCUAAUAUCGGAUAAUUCUGAAAAUCGACUCUGAGAUGAUAGAAUUAAGUGUCAUUGGGAAUGAAGGGAGAAAAAGUACAAAACUUUUAUUAUCAAAAAUAAACGUACUACUUCCCCUGGACAACUAACCGUAACCUUGGCAACGAGUGACACUUAUUAGUAGAUUCAACCUUGUAUCUAAAAUAUUAUUAUAAUAUAGUACUAGCGAUUAGUAUUUAUAGUAAUAGAGAUUGCUAGUGAUUUAAAUAUAUCAUAAUUGUUGUUUCUGUAAUAUACUUAGUAAGGUAAUUUUUUUAAGUUUAUUUUCAAAUUAACUUUAAGACGGUAAAAUAAGUGUAUAUUUUUUUGUAGGAAAACAAGAAUAAACAACAUAAAUAUCUCAA